UGAGAGCGAGCGAGACAGCGGCCGACCAAACGGCAUUAGCAAAGGAUAGCACGAGAGUCAUUUGUAUUACACCUUCGUCUCUAAAAAAUAUGCUUCUGUUUUCCUUCGUCGGUCGGUGCUUUGGUUCAAAAUAGUGAAAAAUUACACGCGCACAUCCUUCCGAAACGGUUCGCGAUGUGUCCUGGAACGGUGCGUGACUAAUAGUAGUGCAGAAGUUACGUACAAUCGUGCCUCCGUGCGGAAAGGCACACGUCCUGAAUGCCCCCGUCGUCGGUGGACGGUGUCGGUCGUCGGCAGUCCGUGUGAACCAAACCAACCACGGAACGCUUGCCAUUUUUGAUGCUAUAUACAAACGCGAGCUAGACCGCACACAAAGGUGUUUUGCAGCCGCGCUGGUGACCUCUAUAAUCCGUGGAGGAAAAUCGAACACCCAUACACACCCGCAAAUAGGCAGCAAGCUGUGACGAAGAACAAUUUAACCACCAUGAAAGUAAUGCACGGCGACGACGGCAUCUUUGUCGGCGUGAAUCUUGCUUGCUGAAAACUCACACCCCUCCCCAGAAGGAGGCGGAAUCGCAUCCCUUAAUCUUUUCCCACCCUCCCACCAAAAAAAAAACAUUCGAUAUCGGUUGCAUUCGUCGGUUUACUACGAUUUGUAAGAAAGAGAGGAAGACAGACAGAGAGCGGAAGGAUGCGGGGUGUAUGCAGUUUGUGAAAAAAAGAAAACAAUAAUAACAUUUCAUCAAACAAAAAUGGCCGGAGCGCAGAUCACCUGCGAGAAUGAUCCGAAUUUCGGCAUCAUUCUUUCGUUUAUGGAACAGUUCGGCACGUUUUUGGACAUUGGCGAGCUGAAUAUAGGCGAACUGAAGUCAUGGCUCGAAAACAAUGAAGCUGUGCCACAAGCGCUGGUCGAUCUGCAUAUCAAGCUGAUGCGAAAGAUAAACAAAAAAGUACCGGCUGCCCGGUGGGAGUUAGCGCUGGCCAAAUUUGCCCAUUCGUACUCGCACCAAGACGCAUGGGAAAUCGAACGUUUUGGGUACAAAACGGCCAACCUAGCCGUGAAGCUGCGAGUGUUUAAGGCACUGCUGGAAGGACAGUUUGAUUUGAAUACAAAGUUCAAAACACAAAUUAAUACGACCGGUGCGGGCGACUUGCGACUAGAUCCGCUGGGACGCGAUCGGCAGGGUAACUGCUAUUGGUACUUCAUGGACGAAAGUGCCAACCUGCAGAUCUAUCAAUCCGAUCCCGAAAUGGAAACAUGGACACUGGUGGCAAGUAAUCGGGACGAGUUUGUCAACAUGAUCGAAAUGUUGAAGGAUAACCGGCCUAUCGAACCACUCUCCACAGUUAAUGCUCCGGACGACGAGGAAGAUAGUGCGGGCAGUAUGAGCGAAUCGGAAGCAAUGAAACUCGAUACCUCAAUACCUGCACCGUCAGAGGUACCGCCAAGCUUGAUCAUAUCUCGCCGUACGUACAAAACACCCGAUCAGCUUGACAGCGCAAUGCCGGCUGCGGAGGAUGAUAAUGAACCGGUGAAGCAGGAGACAUCUUCCACCAACGAACCAGAAGUUGAAAAAGCGAUAGCAGAUCCACCGAAGCUCCAAGAAGUUAACGAAGAAAGCAAAGAAGUUGAAGAUUCCGUGCCCCCGAAGCCACAUGAAGACAUGAAGACUGAACCCGUCGUGGGGAAGGACACUGAUGGAGCGGAGCAAGAUGAACCGAUGCCGGAAACAGCAUGUGAGAAGGAUUCGACAGGCACAGCAGAAACCGUUAAAAUGGAAGUGGAUGAAGAAGUACCAGCGGUGAUUGUUGAACCGAAGAAGGAGCAAACGAACUCAGCAAAGGAGACACCCUUGCCCAUUGGGGAACAAAAAGAAUCUGGAACGAUUUUAGAUGAUAAUGAUAAGGAUGAAGCAGCAGCAACGGAUUCGAAACAGUCCGAAGAAGCAGUACCGAAGGCAGAAGAAACUCCUGUAGAAAAGCAGACAAAUACGAAAGAAUCUCGCUCAGAGAGUGAUGAACCGAUGGAGGCGAUGGACAAGCUUGUUAACAAAACGGGUACAACAACAGCAGGGAAGAAUGAAGAUGUUGGUGAGCCGAUCGAAGAUCCUCCGUUGGUAGUGAAAGGGGAGGGCAGCGGUGCCGACUGUAACAGUGGAAUUGAGCCAAUGUUCAGUGAGAUCAUCGAGGAACCGGUGAUGUUUUUCUUUGGUGUGGGUGCUGGCCGUGAAAAUGAUAUGGGUAAUACGAAAAAGAUCGAGACGGCUACCGCACCGGCGGUACCGGAAUCGAAUGCAGCGACCAAUUCCAAGGAACCGGAGGGUGCGAAUGCUUGCAGUACGUUAGGAUCGUCCAAAACUGGCAACGGUGAAACCGAAUUGCCACAAAACAGGGAAGGAAAUGAUGUUGAGGAGGAGGAGGAAAUAGACUUAUCGCGCAAGGUGGUACCAACCAAAGAGAACGAAACGAUGGCCGAGAUGGACCAUGCAGAGAAAGGUGGGCUAGAUAGUAGUGAAGCGGAUGUACCGGCUGAUAAGAAGGCAAGUGCGCGUGGAAAGCGGAAUGAUAAACCAACGGUUGCAGCAAACGAACCGGCGAUAGUAGCGCAAGCAGACAAACCGGUAGAAAAGAGACGUGGUUCUAGGAAAAGCAAUACGCCUAAAAAGGCAUUCGAUUUAUCCGUAACAGCGACUACACUGCAGAUGAUGGAACCGGAUGAAGAGAUCAGCAAGGACACCGGCUUCAAGGUGGAAAGCGAUGUAGAGAAACCUUUGGAAAAUGUCAAAGUGAGUGAAAACGUUGCUAAAAAUGGCGAUCAUACCGUUCCUUCCUCUACGGAUGCGGUACCGAAGGAGGAAUUGAAGCCCCAACCGGAAGCACUGGCAAAAAAGGAGAAAGAUCGAGAAUUGUCACCACCCAGCAAACAGCGAUCAAAUAGUAUGGCCACAAAUGAAAUAGUGAAAAGUGAACCAGUGAAGGACGAAGAUCAGAAAGAAUCGAACGAUCUUGAUGAGACACCACAGACGACGCCACUCAAAGUUCCAACAAUGGAGCAGAGUAAAAAUGAAGAUGAUCGUGUAUCAAAUGCGAAACCGGCGGAGAAGAAUGAAACCGAAGACGACCGGCCAGAAGGUGGUGAGCUGGAAGGUGACAGUCCACCAAAGCGCAAGCGCCGUCAUCGGAAUGGAUUGGUGGAUGGGCUUGAUAUUUCGAUGGUGCUGGAUGCCGGCUCGGAUGGGGGAAACAAUCCGCCGGUUCGGCAAUCGCGCCGCAUUGCUAUGCAGAAGAUCAAGGAAGAAACCAAUCGGCGCGAAAUCGAGGAUCAGAUGCUGAAGAAGAUGAAAGCGGAUGCGGUGAAAAAGAAGAAGGAUUUGGGCAUGAAGAUUUCCGACGAUGAUUAUCGGGCGGAGCGUACCUCACCGGACCAUUCCUCCGAUAGCAGCUCCGACGAUGGAGUUGGUGCGGAUGGGCGCAGGCGAAAGAAGAAGAAAAAGAAGAAAAGGGGAAGUCUUCAUCAGCAGGCACAGCAGUUGCAACAGUUGGCCAAGAAGCAAUCCACCUGGAACAGUGCGUCACCAUCGGAAAGCAGCUCCGAAACGGAGGCGGAAGAUUACUUUGCGGAACCGUACCAUUCGGAGGAGGACGUGCGCCGGAGCCAUGUGCUUAAGUCGGAUCACGAGUUUUCGCCCGAAUCCGACCUGGAGACGGAAGUGCCAGCGCAGCCACUGAAACGCGCACGAACGGCCCGAAAAGCAAGACGCACGCGUGACGAAGCGGAGGAAGAGGAGGAGGAAGAUGAAGACGAUGGCGGUGAGGAUCAUGCGUGUCAGGAGUGCAAAAAGACGGACCAGCCGGAAUGGAUACUGUUGUGCGAUUCGUGUGAUAAGGGUUACCACUGUGCGUGCCUGAAACCGGUGCUUUUCACCAUUCCCGAGGGUGACUGGUUCUGUCCGGUUUGUUUGCAUCGGCAGCUGAUAGAGCGUUUACAAUCGAAGCUGGUACUGUACGAUGCGCUGCGGACAAAGCUGGAAGCGGAAGCGAAGCGCCGUGAGGAGGAGGAGCAAACGGCUCGGGAAGCGGAGCUGGCCGAACAGGCACUGGCAAACGAGCGUGAAGAGCAACUGCGAGCGCAGAGACGUGCGCGCCAGCAGCAACGUUUGCUGGAUCGUGCCGAUGCCGAAGGUCGUCGAUCGCGAUCCGGUUCGGAGGAAGAAUCUUCCAGGGAUCGGCGCCGGCGAAGGCAGCGGCACCGAAACAGACGUGCACCGAGAAAACGAUCCCAGUCACGAUCGGGCGACAGUAGCUCGGAUGGGUUGAACAGUGGUGGAAGUAGCGAUGGGAGUGGCAGUGGUAGCGAAAGCAAAAGCAGCACUGACUCGGACGAUAUUCCGAUCUAUAAGCUGCGACGUCGCGCUUCGGCAAAGGUGAGCUACAAAUUUAACGAAUACGAUAACCUGAUCGAUUCGGCUAUCCGACGGGAAAUGCGUGGCUGCGAGAUAAUGGAGGAAGAGGACGAUGAAGACGAUGGCCACGGGUUUUCCAAGGGCAAGGAUAUUAGCACCAUCAUAGAGGCAACCACACGGGAAGAACAGGCCCGAAAGAAGGCACUCCAGGAGGACAACGAGAGCGAUGGUGGAGAAGAGGGUCGUUUGAAUGGAAACCGGGAAACCGGACAGCAUGAGAUUGAGGCAGUUGCGCGUGAAACAAACAGUGGAGAGGAAGGAAGCGAAGGUGUGGUGGUGCGACAGGAACGUAAACCGGCACCUGCUUCUAAUAACCGAUCCGCUUUUGCCAUUGAAAAGAAGCGCAAGAAAAAGAAGAAAAAGCUGUGCAAGAUCGAACUCAGCUCCGAGGAGGACGAGGACGACGAUUCGGACGAAGACUUCCGUGGAGAAGCAAGCGGAUCGGAUGACGAAGAGGAGGAGGAUGACGAUGACGACGAGGAAGACGACAACUCGAUGUCCGGUGAUAGCGAAAGCUCGCUGGAAACGGGCCGUGGUCGGAACAAUCGGAUGCGGAAACCUAGCAGCCGUGCGGCAGCUAGCAAACGCCGUCGAAUAGUGGAAAACUCGGACGAUUCGGACGAGCUGGAGGAGGAAAUACGACGUGCGAAAGCGAAAAAGGCACGCAAAAAUCGGGUCCUCGAAGACAGCGACGAAGAGCUAGAUAUAGAAGAUGACGAUGACGAGGACAGUGAGGAUUACGACAGUGACGAUCUGUGCAGUGACACGGAGACGGAAAGUAGCCGUAGCAGCAAAAGCAGUGACAGCAGCAGCAGCAGCGCUCCCAGCACGGAGGGUGAUUGGCGGCGAAAGAAAAAGUCCAAGGGAACGAAAUCGAAAUCGAAGACGGCCACCGGCGGUUCAGCCGGUGGCGGUGGUGUUGGUGGUGGCAAACAUCUGGAGCGACCCAAGAAGUCGGAAGCGCGCCCGAAAGCGUCAAUCGAAUCGAGUGACGAGAGCGAAAGUGAUCGGGAGGAAGGUGGCAAAGGUGGAAAAACGAUGCCCGGUCGUAAGAAGCAAGGCAAAAAGACAACGUCCCGAUCGAGUCCCGACUCGGUACGGGCGGGUGAGAAGAAAACGGAUCGUAAAACGCGUGGCAAAAAAAUCCACUACAUCGUCGAUGAGGACUUUGAGAGCUCGGACGAUGGUAUACGGCCGGGUGUACAGCGACCGGACACACCGCCGGAAGAGCGAGAACAAUUUAUCCGGCGUCAGGAGGAAAUUAAACGUAUGUUGGCAGAGAAUAAUGCGGCGAAGGCGAAGGAACUGGCCACGUCCAAGAUCGACCAGCUGGUAGGCCGUGCGGGUGCGAAGGAACCGUCGAAAGAUUCGCUCUCGGACGUGCCAAUGCAGGUGAUCGAAAGUGCCCGGAUACUGGACAUUGACUUCCUGAAAAGCACUAGCGGCAAUACGGCGCGCAUCUCCACCGUUGACUCGGUGGUAGAUUUUGACGAUGAGUUGCCGGAAGAUUUCGAUCCGGACGACGAGAUGGAUGAUGAGGCGCUUGCCAAGAUUAUGGAGGAGGAAGACUUUGCCCACCAUCAGCUAAAACCGACGGCUGGGGGAGCUGCGGCAUCACCGGCCGAUUUGCUUCCGUCUGUACCACCUCCACCUACUUCCAAAGGCCGGCACAAAUCGACCGAUCCGGAAGAGUUCCUACUUCAGCAGCAGCAACAGCAAAAAGGAGGUCGUCCGAUUGAUCCGGCUUCCGUCGCACGAAAGGAUCAAUUACCUCCGCCGUUGCCUUCACCGGUAAAUCUGGCUUCCUCCUCAGCAACGCCACCCCAUCCCCAUCCGUCGUUGCAGAGCCCCAUCAAGGCCUUACUCAAACCAACGGGCAUACCAACGUCCACCAUAAUGUCACCGAUUGCUUCUGCCAUCGGUGGCGGUAGUACGAUACUGGCGAAUGCCCUCCAAACUGGUCCAACGUUGCCUCCGCCUCCGUUACUGAAAGAAUCGCAUCCUAGCGGUCGCCCGGAAGUGCUAAUGCGUGCAGGACCGCCACAUUCACUUCCGCCCGGUGGUCCGCAUCAACCGCCCGGUGGAUCACACCACAAGCCGGAACUGUCGCAUCUGAUGAUGGGACUGGGCGGUGGUGUUCCCCUAUCGUUGGCAAAGGGUAUCCCGUUACCACCGCACCAUUCCGGUCAUCGUUUGCCACCGGGCGGGUUAGCGAUGCCUCCGAAUAUGCUAGGACACGUUCCACAUCCGUCGCACGGUUUGCACACGAAACCAGCGCACGGUACUGGCGCGGUAAGCAAUAAUGCUGGCGUUGCUGCUGCCGUUGUAUCUGCUGCCCUCAGAGCUGGAAUUACCGGACCACCGGGUAUGGCACACACUCCGCCUCCAGCAUCACCGACGGCAACCGGUCCAAUUCCCAGAAUGCCUAUCGGUGCGACCCCGUCUCCAUCGGCACCCAGUUCCGAGCGACGUCCAGGUCGGCGAAAGAAGAUCACGCCCCUGCGCGAGGAUCUAAAGCGAAAGGGAGCGGGACCACCGGAUCAACCAUCGGUUCCUAUCGCGGCACAUCAGGAGCAGCAUCAGAGGCCACCGCCCCAACAUCCAUCACUACAUCACGGCCAUGUGGCUGCACGAUUACCGCCACCACCGACGAUGCCCGUUUCGUCGACGGCAGGGCCACCGAUAGGGCUGCAGCCAUCACUACCGCCGGUCACCACCAGCCAUAAUUCAAUUCAACAAAGCGCAUCGGCCAUCGCUGCUGCUGCUGCGGCCGCUGCAGCAGCUGCGGCAGCUCACGAGUUAGCAAUCAAAGUACAUUCCCGAACGGUCGCUGAUGAUGGCGGUGGCAGUGCUGGUGCUGGAAUGCACGUCAAUGAACCACCUUUGUCGGUUCCAUCGUCCGUGGCACAUCUGUCGUAUUUCAGAUCGGAGAACCCGCUGUUUGCACAUCGUCUCGGUCCUUUGCCUAGCAGUAUUCUUUCAUCCGGCAGCAGCAGCCUGCAACGGAUUGCGGCCAUCAGUGGUGCAGCACCACCGACGGUGUUCGGUGAUCCAGCAGCCUACAAUGGCGGUUGGAAGCCACCAUCAUCAUCGGCGGGUAGUAAGCCGAAAACAAGCGGUGGUCCACCAUCAGCACCCGGUAUGAUGGUGGGUCCACCACCGGUCGGAUCGCUGGAACAUUACCAUGAUUAUAAUCCAGGCAACCAUCACUACAACCCGUACUAUAACGUGCUGGAUCGGGCGGGUCACCUGAGACCGCCGCCAACGAUCGGUGAGCUUCAUCGUACCAGUGCCCUGUCUCCCACCACAUUUACCACACUACAGCCGCUCGAGUUUUCGCACGUGCUGAAACCGGCCACUGAAAACCAUCAUCACCAGCCGCACCUGACGCAUCACCAUCACAGCAGCGCCACUCCAUCGCCGGCAGCUUCUUCGACCGGUGGCGACGAUGGUUCGAGCGUCGAUCGAUCACAUGGUGCUGCUCCACCACCACCGGCCCAUACAGCAUCAUCAUCCUCUUCGGUACCGGUGGACAAUCAUCCAUCGUCGGCAUCAUCUCCACCCUCCCCAGCGGGUGAUUCGACGGGGGCGUCCGGGGCCGGAACAGUAGCACAAUCGUUGGUGCCACCGCCGCCAAACACUAGUACGCCUGCCUCCUCGUCCAGCACGAGUACCAGCGUUUUCGGCGAACUAGUAAGCUAUUUCAGUUCUCAGCAAGAUGAUUUAGAUUCGUAAUCUAUUUAAUGACAAAACAAAAAAAAGUGACACAUUUGUGUGAAAUGUAAUUUUUAAUCUAUCCACGCAAUCAAACAAUACCUCCUCCCCUUCCACGCUGCUCCCUACCGAUCCUUUUUCCGACCACUAAUGCUUAACUUAUAGGUGCACUCCCAUCACCGUCAGGAAAAGAAACGGCCACCUUAGAUCCCAACCUUUGCUCUCGCGCCACCUUUACGUUCCAUUAUACGUAGCCCUCAGUUCUAAUCGAUUGGCCGAUGUUUAUAAUACGGUGCGGUGUGAGGGAGAUUGCUAGAUGCAGAUAUAUUUGUUUAAAAUAAGAAAUAAAGAUAUACUCACAGACGCCGAAAAAGGACGUGUCCACAUUUAGCGUGGGCAUGAUUUUUUUUUGUCAAGCGAAUGCUAUUGAAUUAGAGGAA
Anopheles funestus (African malaria mosquito) is the source of this 8617-nucleotide messenger RNA. Its product is annotated as remodeling and spacing factor 1. The transcript is spliced from 8 exons. Gene Ontology annotation, biological process: regulation of DNA-templated transcription. Bases 753 to 8198 code for a protein of 2481 amino acids. The record is from RefSeq and is a predicted model, not a curated record. NCBI's taxonomy places the organism in Eukaryota, Metazoa, Arthropoda, Insecta, Diptera, Culicidae. Gene Ontology annotation, cellular component: RSF complex.